CUAGGUUAUUAUAAAGCAAAUUUUGGUGAUGAAAGCUGCUUACUACCCAUCCUCUUUAACUAAGGACGAAGCUUUAAUGACUAUACAACAUAUUUGACAAUAUUUUAAUACGAAAUAAGUUCUUUGAGGCCAUAUUUCAUAAAUGCUUGCAAUUUUCUAUCUCAAUAAUUUAGCAUUUUCACCGCUGGAAUAAACUGCCUCAAUGAUUUGUUUCUACAUGGGGCCUUGACCUUGAGAGUUCUUGUUAUUAAUAUCUGAUUAAAUUCUUGAAGAAAUUUUAUUAGAUUAUAAUAUUGUUCUGAAAGGAUCUUGUUCUUUUUAUUAAAAAUCCAAACUUUACUAUCUAUUUUACUACCAGCUUUGACUGAAAGUACGAAUCAAAAAUUUGUAUAAUAAGGUUGAGCCUCUUGCUUUCCCUUUACAAGCCAGCAACUUUAAGGAAAAUAGCUAUUUUGCAACAAAUUUGUUGCAUGAAAGCUAAACUUUAUUUCUGUCAAGCAUCCUAUUGAAGUUUUUCACCAUUUCAGGAUUUGAAGGUUAUAAAAAGCUUGAUUAGAGGAGAAAAGACUCCAAAAUGAAAUUACUAGGAAUCAACAUUUUGCAGGUUUGGUGAUUAAUUUUGAUCAGAAAUCUUGAAAAAUAGUUUCUUAUUUUUAACCAUGAUGACUGCUUUUUAAUACUAUGAGUAUAACUUGUUCCAUUACGAUAUAGGCUAAGAUAUAAAGUUAAGAAAAGUAAAACACUGGAGGAAAACUGGAAAGAAUUCUUUUAAAUUUCAGAUUCUCACUGCCUAAUUUCUUCAUCUCCUCUAAAUUCAAGUUCAUCAACAGAUCUAAUACUAAUAUUUAUAAUGAACAAUACA
Messenger RNA from Moneuplotes crassus, 862 nucleotides. Lineage: Eukaryota; Ciliophora; Spirotrichea; Euplotida; Euplotidae. The record is from the annotation of a GenBank genome assembly.